This is a messenger RNA of Vanessa tameamea, 1450 nucleotides long. It is a transcript of the gene bwa, whose product is annotated as alkaline ceramidase. The coding region runs from base 145 to 954 and encodes 269 amino acids. Gene Ontology annotation, cellular component: membrane. The record is from RefSeq and is a predicted model, not a curated record. Gene Ontology annotation, molecular function: hydrolase activity, acting on carbon-nitrogen (but not peptide) bonds, in linear amides. Gene Ontology annotation, biological process: ceramide catabolic process. The transcript has 5 exons. NCBI's taxonomy places the organism in Eukaryota, Metazoa, Arthropoda, Insecta, Lepidoptera, Nymphalidae.
AUAUAUUUCACGUGAAUUAUAAAAUUAACCUUGAAUCAAACGGGAUAACAAACAGCAAAUUAUAAAAUAAAUCUGCUCCUUGAAAUUAUUAUGCCUUAGUAAUAAUUAUCAUAAAAAGCCUUUGUUUACAAACAAUAAAAAAAAAUGUGGUCACAUUUAGAACGUGGCAGUUCCCCAGUGGACUGGUGUGAAUCGAAUUAUUCUAUAUCACCAGUUAUAGCCGAAUUUGUCAACACCAUUAGCAAUGUAUUGUUUUUCUUAUUCCCACCAGUACUCAUACAUUUAUUCCAAGAAUAUGCCAAAUUCUUUAACCCAGCCAUAAAUGUUCUGUGGGUUCUUUUAAUGGUCGUAGGACUGAGUUCAGCUUAUUUCCAUGCAACACUGAGUUUAGUGGGCCAAUUACUUGAUGAGCUUGCUAUUUUAUGGGUAUUCAUGGCUGCCUUUGCAAUGUUUUUACCUAAAAGAUAUUUCCCUAAAUUCUUAGGAGGAAACAGGAGGGUGUUAGCAUUCUAUUCGAGUGUGAUUUCUGUGGUGUCGACGGGACUUCUAGUGAUGCACCCGAAAGCGAAUGCAUUUGCUCUCAUGACGCUUGCUUUACCAGCAAUCGGGUUCUUGUGUAAAGAAUUAAACAGAGUAAAGUGUGCACGCGUUUAUCGUUUGGGCUUGCGAUGUGUGGCGGUGUGUUUCUUAGCAAUAUUCUCUUGGAUAAUAGACCGUAUGUUCUGCGAUACAUGGCUGUCCAUAGAUUUCCCAUACAUGCACGGUGUGUGGCAUAUUCUUAUAUUCAUAGCUAGUUACACUGCUCUCGUUCUCUUCGCAUACUUCAACGUGUCUGAGGAGCGACCCGAACAGAAACCUCAAUUGAAGUAUUGGCCCAGUAACAAUUUCGAACUUGGCGUUCCGUAUAUAACUAUAAAACAUCCGUGCAAGAAAGAUACACAUUUAGCCAUUUAAAUGGUUCUAUCUGUCAAUGAAUUAGUAUUGAAAUGCAAGUAAUGCAAUCAAAUCGUAUUAUAAUCGCACGUCAAUCUAACAGCAGCUCGACAUGUUACGUUGAAUUUAAUUUUUUUGUUUAAUUUGUCAGAUGUAUUGAAUAUGUCUGUGAGUGAUAAGACACGUUUGUAAGGCCUUUUUCUUCCUAAGUAGAGUUAGAUAACUUUGUUUUGUGUGAUCCUAAAACGUGUGCCAAUCUGUGAUUAUUAGGCUACUCAAGUGCAAUGAUAAAAUUAAUUAUUAUUAUUUUUAAAUUUAUACUUAUUCAUUUUAUUUUCAUGACAGCAGCUACCUGCACCUACACUUGCAAUAGCUCGACAAUUUAUUAUCUAUAUAAGUAUAUGCGGUAAGAUGUAAAUUAUUGGAGCUGAAAUAUCGAUGUAUUAUAUGUUAAGUCGUACCGUAACGUAUGCACAGAAUAUGGUCUUAUUGAUGAUAGUUUUAGAGAAUAUUAUGA